Thalassophryne amazonica is the source of this 2090-nucleotide messenger RNA. RefSeq names its product solute carrier family 36 member 1 (gene slc36a1). Gene Ontology annotation, biological process: proton transmembrane transport; proline transmembrane transport; L-alanine transport. Gene Ontology annotation, molecular function: L-alanine transmembrane transporter activity; glycine transmembrane transporter activity; amino acid:proton symporter activity. NCBI's taxonomy places the organism in Eukaryota, Metazoa, Chordata, Actinopteri, Batrachoidiformes, Batrachoididae. The record is from RefSeq and is a predicted model, not a curated record. Gene Ontology annotation, cellular component: vacuolar membrane. Bases 227 to 1672 code for a protein of 481 amino acids. The transcript is spliced from 12 exons.
CCUCGGGUCACGUGACCACGCCCUCGGCUGACCGAGCGAGUCCGAUCGUCGCCACUGGCUCGUCGAGUUGUUGUUUAUCCUCCUGGUCCAAUGUGAUUGAAUUAAACGUUCGUGUGUAGCGGGAGAGGACACGGUGUCUCAGAGGUCGAUUCACUGAUCUCCCAGAAUUAGGACCUGACAGACCUGGAGAUAAGACAGCAGGCAGCUGCACACGCCCUCUUACAUCAUGAUGGCCUCCAGUGAUGUCGAUUCCAGGAGUGAAGGUUCUUUGCAUCCUGACUGUAAUGCAUCAGAAACAGAUGCCCUGUGUCCUUCUCCACCAGGACCAACCAGACCCCAGCGUAACUAUGAGAGGAUUGGAAGUCGGACAGGAACCUCUUUUUUCCAGACUCUGAUCCACCUGCUGAAGGGGAACAUUGGUACCGGGUUGCUGGGUCUACCUCUGGCUGUGAAGAAUGCAGGGCUGGUGCUGGGUCCAGUCAGUCUACUGUGUAUGGGUGUGAUUGCUGUCCACUGUAUGAGGCUGCUGGUUCAAUGCUCCCACCAUCUCAGUGCAAAGAUGAGUAUGCCAUCUCUGUCGUACGGUGAAGCGGUGCAGCACGGGAUGGAAAACGUCUCAUGGCUGAGGAGACACUCACACUGGGGGAAACGGACGGUGAAUCUUUUCCUCAUCAUCACCCAGCUGGGAUUCUGCUGCGUCUACUUUGUCUUUCUGAGUGACAACGUCAAGCAGGUGGUGGAGGCUGCCAACGCUACCACGAUCGACUGCCACACGAACUUCUCCAACCAGACCGAUGUCCUGGUGCAGAGUUUUGACUCCAGACUCUACAUGCUCUGCUUUCUUCCCGCCUUCAUUCUGCUGGUUUUCACCCCAAAUUUGAAGUACCUGGCUCCCCUCUCACUGGUGGCAAACCUGGCCAUGACUGCCAGCUUGAUCCUCAUCUACUUCUACUCACUCACGAACAUCAAGUACCCUAUUAACCUACCCAAAGUGGGCAAUGCCAGAGAUUACCCACUCUUUUUUGGAACAGCCAUCUUUGCCUUUGAAGGAAUUGGAGUGGUUCUUCCUCUGGAAAAUAAGAUGCAGAGGCCUCAGAGUUUCACCAUGGUUCUGUAUUUGGGCAUGGGCCUGGUCACCUUCCUCUACCUCAGCCUCGGUACCAUCGGCUACAUAUGCUUUGGAGCUCAAAUACAAGGGAGCAUCACGCUCAACCUGCCCAACUGUUGGACGUACCAGACUGUGAAGCUUCUCUACUGUUUUGGUAUUUUCAUUACCUUCGCUCUGCAGUUCUACGUUCCAGCUGAGAUCCUCAUUCCGUCUGUCGUCACUCGUGUGUCAGACCGAUGGGAGAGGCCUGUGGAUCUGCUGCUUCGAGCCCUGCUAGUCCUCUUCACCUGUGCCCUCGCCAUCCUCAUACCAGAACUGGACCUCGUCAUCUCAUUGGUGGGCUCGGUCAGCAGCAGUUUCCUGGCACUCAUCUUCCCGCCCAUCCUCCAGAUCGCAACCUUUCACAACGAGGGCCUGUCCACGUGGGUGACCAUGAAGAACGUCGCCAUCAGUGUGGUGGGUUUGAUUGGGUUCCUCACGGGAACCUACAUCGCCAUUUGGGAAAUUAUUGAACGUAAUAAACACAAACACGACGGAGCGUUCCUCUCCUACAUGGCUCAGUGAUGGAAGGAGCGCCGCACUCGGGCCAAUCAGGAACUGCUUUUAUUGCACAUUACUCUUUUUUGUGUCUGUUUUUCCCCUCUUCUGCUCUUUGUUGGUUGUUGCCAGAUACAGCAGCGGUUUUAGGAUGAAUCAGUCACGGAUUAGAGGUAUGAAGCUGUAAGCAAACUCCUACAUGGUGGUGUUUGUCCUCCAGUCUGACAAACGAGAUUUAUUUUAAACAUUUAUCACUGUUCAUCAAUUUCAGACUUUCAGUGCAGCGUAAUCAUGUCAGCGUUUUAAUGGUGAAAGCUAAAUAGAUUUGUUUUUUGUUUUGGUUUUUUUUGGUAAAGCUGUGCAGUCAAACUACCUCACAAAUGGGCACAAACGGUCGAAUUGGACUUUAACCUUUACUGACAUCCACCUUGGAUACACUGCUGAC